UGGCUGCGGACCUUAGCAACACUGCGCCAUUUCUAAUGGAACAGAAGGGGGGAAAGAUCUGUAAAACCGUCUUUCUCCGUCUGAAAUCUGCGCUUUCUUCAGGCGGAUCGUUUCGCUAUGCAGCGACUGGCCGAAGAUGAAGCGUUUUAGCUGUGAUCUGAGAGGGUUUGGAAGUAUCCGUGCGGCGCUAGAGAACCAUCACGGUGAUGGAGGCCAUAUAUGAGGAGACGGAAGUGAAGGUGAUAGAGGAGGUAGAGAGCUGUUACACUCUAGUGGACCUCCCCCCAUCCAAGAAGAAGAAGAGGAGUAAAGGCAGCGGAGAACAUGCUGAUAAACCCAAAAAACCCCGGUCUGCCUACCUGCUGUACUACUUUGAUGUGCAUCAGAGUCUGCAACAGGAGCAUCCAGACAUGCCCCAGUCUGAGAUCAACAAGCGUAUCAGUGACAGCUGGAAGAGGCUCAACGUGGCUGAUAAAGGCUAUUACCUGGAGAGGGCCAAGAUGGAAAAAGAGGGGGUGGACCCGACCACACAGUCAGCAGCGUCUUCUCAAGAUGUGCCAGGCUUCCGCAAAAUCCUUCCAAGGACCAACUAUAUUCUCCUCCCAAAGAGUUCAGUGGGUGAGGAGAGGUCAGGAGGUUCCAUGGAAGUGUGUCUGGAAGGUGGGGUUGAUUCUCUUGGGGAGGAACCCCCUCAGGCUUCUGCCCAAGAACCCUUGGUGUCCCCUUUGACUCUGGGCAGUGAAGUGGAGCUGGUGGAGCAGUGUAUCGCGAUAGAAGCUCUGGGAGAAGACAAGGCUGCAUCUUUGAGCAGAUCUGCAGCGCUACAAGGAAUUUUGUCUCAGUAUUCCAGCUCGGCUGGAAGACCGCUGGCCUUUGCGCAGGAUGGUCGCCAUGGCACCACCCUGCUGGUGAAAGAAGACGAAGGCAGGGCAGUGGGCGAGGCUUAUGGUGGCAUUGGCAUGGCAGUAGAGGAGGGCCUUGAGGGUGGUGCUAUGAUGCCUUCGGUCAAAGUGGACACAACUCACCUGGUUGCAAUUAUACCCAAUCAGGAACUGGUGGAAAACAAAGUCUUUCCGACAGCCAGUCCCAUAAUGAUGCUCCCCGUGAUGAACCGUGCCAAACCAGACUCAAAACACUCUUUCAAACUGUCUAUAAAGUACACGAGGAGAGGCCGAGGGAGUUGCAGCACUCCUGGAUGCUCUUUCACUUAUGUGACUCGCCAUAAACCACCACAGUGUCCUGAAUGUGGACAGCACCUCGGUGGCAAGUGGGUUCCACCUACGGCCAAAGGAACAGCACCUGGUUCCGCCCCAUCUUCGCGGAAACAGCCGAAGAGUCAGGCUGAUGAAUCCAGUUCUGUUGCCUUGUCCUCUGAAGUGGCACCUCAGAACACUGUCCUGUCCUCUAAUGUGGACACAGGACAGGGAAAGGCUACUGAGAACAAUAUCGAUAAAGCAGCAGUUUCAGAUAAAGUUCAGGACAACAGCUCCGCAGGAAAAGGAGAGGGUGGAGCGAGUGCCCUAAAGGGUGGACGUCGUAAGAGAGAAAAGACAGGUGCAGUUACAGCGUACCAACCAGCAGAUGGCGACCUCAUCAAAAAUUCGGAGGGCUCUCAGGGUGCUGAAUCAACAGGUGUCAUCGGGUUAAGUGGCAGCCGUGUUCGCAUCAUUAGUAAAGACAAGAGCAGCAGUAGUGGUCAGAAACGCCGGAUUAGAGCCAUUCUCCCUGCCCCUUCUACCUCAAGUAUUCCAUCUCAGCCAGCUGUUGUUCAGUGGAUAGCAGUACAACCAAGUAAGAUAAAAAGUGACACAAAAAUCAACAGCAGAACAGUUAAGGCCCCCAGUGAAAGGAUUCUGGGCCUGAAACCAAACACUCUGAAGCAGCUGGGUCGCUCUGUGGCUCCAAGCACCUUAGAGCAGAAACCUACUGCAAUCAACAGCAACCAGUACAUCGUAACAGAUAACGGAGUGAAGAUCCUGUCCAUGGUGCCUUUCAAGCAAAACUCGGGCACUUCACUGGCUCUCGGCUUAUCCACAGCGCGUGGUAGGGGUAGAUGUAAAAACCCUUCCUGUGAUUACAUUUAUAAGAAUCGACACAAACCUCAGUACUGUCCCAGCUGUGGAUGCGAACUCACCACCAAGACAGCCAAGAAAGCCAAAGUACCGUCGUCUCCAGAGCCGGAGAGUCGCUCCGCAGGUCUGCUAGACCCGUCCCUGCCCUUAACCCCAGCUCAGAGAGAACUCCAGCGCCAGUCCACUGUGACCCUGCUCAAACACAGCCUGCAGUACCCUGAGAAUGAGGCCGAGUUGCAGGACGUGUUCAGCCUUAUCCACAGCCUCAACCACGCGCAGAGAGAGAGGGAUGUAGAGAGAAACGAAGACUCUGUGUCCCCGCAGAACGGUUGGCCAAGCUCCUACGAGCCGGCGGCCACUCACUGCAGCUUGUGCCACUAUCCGCUUUACAGAGGAGAAGAAGGUUGUGCGUUAGCAGGGCAGCAGCAGUGCUGGUUAGUGACUGAGUCUCUGCUGCAGCCGGUCUCUCUACAGCUGAAAGUGUGUCUUAAUCUGCAGUGCCUGACCAUCCACAGCUUCACUGACCUGCACCCAGGUUUGUUUAAUGUGGGGAACCAGCUGCUGGUGAGUCUGGAUCUGUUUUUUAAGAUCAGAACCCAAAUCAAACUGGGUCAAGACCCCACACUCGCAGCCCUGGACAUUCUCAACAACACCCAGACUCCAUCAGGCUGUGUGUUUAGUUCAGAAGUGCAGACUCAUUUGCAGGAGUUGUUGUGUAGUGGCUACUGGGCGUUUGAAUGCCUGACAGUCCGUGACUACAACGACAUGAUCUGUGGUGUAUGCGGCAUUGCCCCUAAACUGGAAAUUGCCCAGCGCAACACAAACAUUGUCUUGCAGCUCAAGAAUGUGGAGUUCACGUGGCCGGAGUUCCAGGCAUCAGAGGAGGUUCAGGUGGAGGAGUUUUGGCUGGCGAUGGAGAGUGAAGCUCUGGAGCAGGCCGCCUUCCCCUCCAGCGUCUCCAUCACACGCUUCGACGCCUCCAUCAUCGCUCCCUUCUUUCCUCCACUAAUGAGGAGCACUGUGGUCAUUAACACUGAAAAAGAGAAGAUCACCACCAGCACACCCCACACAGGAGACCUGUCAGUGCUGGUGCGAUUGAUCCAUGACGGUCAUCUGAGGCCAGAAGAAAUGGACCAGCACACUGAGGUGGAGCUACGACACAUACUGGAGCAAUGUGGAACACCUUCAGCACCUGACAGCACCAAGGAUGAGUUGAUGGUGUCUGUGUGUUUACUCUAUGCACAAGUUCAGAAUGGCCUCUCAACAGCCCCCCAACCUCCCCAACAUCUAACUGCAGGAAAACUCAGCAAAGUCUGCCCUCACCAGGUGGUGUGUGGCUCCAAGUACCUGGUGCGUGGAGAGAAUUCCCGGGACCACGUGGACCUGCUGGUGUCCUCUCGCUUCUGGCCGCCUGUGUAUGUGACGGACUGUGCCCAGAAGGUGGCGCUUUGUGCAGAUGUUCUCUACCCUGAGCUGGCGUCUCAGAUGUGGGGGAGGAAUCAAGGCUGCUUCUCCGAUCCCACAACAGCAGCAGAGUAUGUCUCCUGCUCUGAGCUGCAGGAUCAGCAGUACAGUGUGGAUCUCUCCUCUGUGGACUCUAACCCCCGCCUGCACCCAGUGACUAAGUCCCUGUCCCGCUGGAUAGUGCGUCCCGGUGGUCCUGCUGAUUCUAACCUCUCCGCAAUGUCCUCCUCCCCGGACCCCCACCAUGCCAUCACGCUCUGCAAGGAGCUGCAGCCUUACGCCAGUCUUGUCUCAGCCCUAACCAGCAGCUCAGGAGAAGACAAGGGCCUAUCAGGGGACAGCAAACCUCUAGUGUUCGAUAACCCGGCGCAUUACUACCUCUACAACCGGCUGGUUGACUUCAUGAGCAGCAGAGACAUCGUGAGUCAGCAGAUAGCGGAGGUGCUGAAGGUAUGCCAGCAGGGCGAGGUGGUAAUGAUCCGGGACGCACUCUACAGGCUCGGAGUGGCACAGCUGAACACUGAGGAGGAGCAGGGUGAGGACGAGGGAGAGGGAGACAUGGACGCUGUCACCGUGGAAGAUAUGGUGUUGGAAUGAGAGAGGAGGAAUACAGCCAUCCCGGGUACGUGACCUGUCCAUGUUCUGCCCACAGAUGUGUCUUUUUGCAGCUACUGUUUGAGGUUGGGCAAGCUUUAUGUCCAACAUCAAGCAAGUUUACAUCCAGCAACAAGCAUUUGGAAAAAUCCCAUUCAACCUAAUAAGAAAUUGCAGAGUAGGCUUGAGCCGUUUGAAGAUAAGUCAGUGAAGUUGUAUGAUAUAAAUGUCAAAAAAAUGAAGAUGGACUAAAGUAAUCAUAUUUGUCUUGUGAUCUGUUGUGUAGUCCAUGUUAUAAAUUAGCCCUGAUAUGCAAUAUUUUUAUGAACAUUCUGUAGGAACGCAAGGCAGCCAUGCUGCAGAAUGCCUUUCACCCUUUUCUUUGGGGGAGGGUGAGGGGGGGUUCACUCAGCGAUAGUAUACUGCACACAAUCUCAUAAGCCUAUUGUAGAGCCCAACUCAGCUUUAUCAAAAUACAUGAAUUAUUCAAAUCAGUUCACUGCAAUGUUUUGAAGAGCCUAAGGCCUGACCGAUAUAUCAGUUGGCUGGUAAUAUCAGCUGAUAUUGACAACCUGCGGUAUCUGUAAAAAUAUUGCGGAUAAUAAAUGACCUUUUGGUUGUGGGAUUGCCAGGAUACGGAUGUGCGACUGUGGAAACCAAUGUAAGUUUAGAACCGCUCUCUGUUUAAAACCACGUGUCAUGGAAAAAACAAAUUUUCCUAGAUUUUGGGAAUAAAGAGUUUGAUGUUGUAUGUAAACACUGUUAAACAAGUUUCAAAACAUAUUGUUCACUUUACAGACCAUAUAUGGAACCUAAGCUGCACAAACAGCCUGAAAUAUAUUGUUUUAGUCAAAUGAUGACUUAAAACAUAUUUAGUUAAAUAUUUUUGAUGUCAUGAAAAAGCAAAUCUUUUUCAUACAUCUGCCUAUUCAGCCUAGAGCACUUUAAUCCCACCCACUCACGCUAAAGUUAUAAGGAGUGUUUCAGCCCAUCAGAACAGAGCUCAUAUAAACAAAUAUAUGCGUAUAUACAGAUAACAGCCGUAGUAACGACGUAGUAACAAAAACAGCCAAUUCUAAGGGAUAAAGAUAGUUUGGAAAAUGGUCAAGUGAAAAUUAAAACACAUAAAACUGCACAAACCUCUUACGUGUGACAAAACAAAAUGCAAGAAAAAUGUAGUAUGUGGGCCCUUUAAACUACAUCUAAGCAAUAAUGGUCAAACUGGUGAAUUUGAAAAAAAAAAAAAACAGUUAAAAUCUAAAAUAUAAAUCUACAAAUGUAUCAGCUGAUGUUGACGGUUGUCAGGCUUUAGCCCAUUAAAAUCAUAUCACCUACAGAUUGUUGCUCUCAGUUAGGCCCUAGUUGCUACACAACGUUUACAUUUCAGGUUAAAUUGCGCUGCUGAGCUUCACUCUGUUGCUGUAGCUGUAUCAUAUCUUGGCAGAUUGAAAAUGACGACAACAACAACAACAACAUACAAUUGAAAUUAAUAACGCAAUCAAAAUUCAGCUACUCUGACAUCUUAUUAUUAGCUUGAAUGGGAUUUUUCUCAACUUUCUGUAAUGCUUGUCUGGUCUCACAAUAGCUGCUAUGAAAGAACACAUUCGUGGGCGGAGCAUAGAAGGUUGAGUGGGACUGUUGUGUGGGCCUCACUGAAAAUGAGGAAUGAGGAAAGAGUGGGAAGAGUAACUCAGACACUGUGAGACAGACUUUCAGAUGCAGAAAGAAAUGCAAAAGCAACAGCACCAAAAGACAAGGCACUGUGUGGACAGUAGUGAUGUUAAGUUAUAGUAAAGGAGGACGCUAUUUAUUGCUAAUUAGAAUAAUGUGUGUUUGUAACCAAGAAACAAAAAGUAAUAGUGUUUAUGAUCAGUGUGUGUUAAUGACGAUUAACUGUGAUAUUGUUUAUAUUAAAGAAAACUGCUUAUUGCAAAAAUUAACAGCUUUUAUUGCAACUCAGAUUAACGUCUGUAUUUCCACAUAUUUAUGUUCUCUCAGGCUUUACCUUUUGCCCAGUACUUUAUCACAUGCUGCCUCUAAAUGUAUCUGUUUGAGCGCUAUGAUCAAUUGGUUUCGCUGAUUGGCUUUACAAGCUGGUACUGACAAAAUAAAUUAAAUGAAUUGUGCAUGACACAAAUCAGUUGGAA
Molecule: messenger RNA, 6277 nt
Organism: Colossoma macropomum (tambaqui)
Lineage: Eukaryota; Metazoa; Chordata; Actinopteri; Characiformes; Serrasalmidae
Gene: hmgxb3
Product: HMG box domain containing 3
Exons: 21
Coding region: 207-4133 (1308 amino acids)
Source: RefSeq, a predicted model, not a curated record